AUGACUGGAAAACGAAUGACCCGCGGGAUGAAGGAAACGGGAGGACAAGCCAAGCACGGGAUCAGAGUCACCAAGGUGAACUGGCAGCGGUCGAGGAACGGCACUGCCCACCACACCCAGGAGUACCCCUGCCCUAAGCUGGUGGUUCGCAGGGGCCAGAUAUUCAGCCUCAGGCUGGAGCUGAGCGGAGCUCUGGACAGCGAAGAGAACGUCAUCUUCACGGUGGAGACAGGACCCCAGGCUUCUGAGGCCCUCCACACCAAAGCUGAGUUCCAGACAUCAGAACCAGAAGGGGACAAAGCCUGGACAGCAGCGAAGGAGGCUCAGAUGGAGAAGACAAGGAAAGGCAGGGUGUUUGAAGAGGACAUCCUGGACAUCUGCCUGUCCAUCCUGGACCGAAGCCCCAGUCACCAAGACAACCCAGCCAUGGAUGUGUCCCGCCGCCACGACCCCAUCUACGUUACCAGGGUCGUCAGUGCCAUGGUGAACAGCAACAAUGACCGGGGCGUGGUGCAAGGCCAGUGGCAGGGCAAAUACGGCAGCGGCACCAGCCCGCUGCACUGGCGCGGCAGCGUGGCCAUUCUGCAGAAGUGGUUCAAGGGCAGAUACAAGCCCGUCAAAUACGGCCAGUGCUGGGUCUUCGCUGGAGUCAUGUGCACAGUCCUUAGGUGCUUGGGGAUUGCGACACGGGUUGUGUCCAACUUCAACUCAGCCCAUGACACGGACAGGAACCUGAGUGUGGACAAAUAUGUGGACUCCUUCGGGCGGACCCUGGAGGACCUGACAGAAGACAGCAUGUGGAAUUUCCACGUCUGGAAUGAGAGCUGGUUUGCCCGGCAGGACCUGGGCCCCUCUUACAAUGGCUGGCAGGUUCUGGACGCCACCCCGCAGGAGGAGAGCGAAGGCGUGUUCCGGUGCGGCCCCGCCUCCGUCACCGCCAUCCGCGAGGGCGACGUGCACCUGGCCCACGACGGCCCCUUCGUGUUCGCGGAGGUCAACGCGGACUACAUCACCUGGCUGUGGCGUGAGGACGAGAGCCGGGAGCGCGUGUACUCGGACACAAAGAAGAUCGGGAGGUGCAUCAGCACCAAGGCGGUGGGCAGCGACACCCGCGUGGACAUCACGGGCCUCUACAAGUACCCGGAAGGGUCCCGGAAGGAGAGGCAGGUGUACAGCAAGGCGGUGAAGAAGCUGUUCGGCGUGGAGGCCUCCGGCAGGAGGACCCGGAUCCGCAGGGCCGGGGGAAGGGGUCUCUGGAGAGAUGACCUCCUGGAGCCUGCCACCAAGCCCAGCAUCACCGGCAAGUUCAAGGUGCUGGAGCCGCCCGUGCUGGGCCACGACCUGAGGCUGGCCCUGUGCUUGACCAGCCUCACCUCCCGGGCCCAGCGGGUGCGAGUCAACCUGAGCGGUGCCACCAUCCUCUACACCCGCAGGACGGUGGCAGAGAUCCUGCACGAAUCCCACACGGUGAAACUGGGGCCGCAAGAAGGCGUGUUCCGGUGCGGCCCCGCCUCCGUCACCGCCAUCCGCGAGGGCGACGUGCACCUGGCCCACGACGGCCCCUUCGUGUUCGCGGAGGUCAACGCGGACUACAUCACCUGGCUGUGGCGUGAGGACGAGAGCCGGGAGCGCGUGUACUCGGACACAAAGAAGAUCGGGAGGUGCAUCAGCACCAAGGCGGUGGGCAGCGACACCCGCGUGGACAUCACGGGCCUCUACAAGUACCCGGAAGGGUCCCGGAAGGAGAGGCAGGUGUACAGCAAGGCGGUGAAGAAGCUGUUCGGCGUGGAGGCCUCCGGCAGGAGGACCCGGAUCCGCAGGGCCGGGGGAAGGGGUCUCUGGAGAGAUGACCUCCUGGAGCCUGCCACCAAGCCCAGCAUCACCGGCAAGUUCAAGGUGCUGGAGCCGCCCGUGCUGGGCCACGACCUGAGGCUGGCCCUGUGCUUGACCAGCCUCACCUCCCGGGCCCAGCGGGUGCGAGUCAACCUGAGCGGUGCCACCAUCCUCUACACCCGCAGGACGGUGGCAGAGAUCCUGCACGAAUCCCACACGGUGAAACUGGGGCCGCAAGAAG
Messenger RNA from Galeopterus variegatus (Sunda flying lemur), 2074 nucleotides. It is a transcript of the gene TGM6, whose product is annotated as transglutaminase 6. The record is from RefSeq and is a predicted model, not a curated record. The transcript has 11 exons. Gene Ontology annotation, molecular function: protein-glutamine gamma-glutamyltransferase activity. Gene Ontology annotation, biological process: peptide cross-linking. NCBI's taxonomy places the organism in Eukaryota, Metazoa, Chordata, Mammalia, Dermoptera, Cynocephalidae. The annotation marks the transcript as partial.